Magallana angulata is the source of this 1030-nucleotide messenger RNA. RefSeq names its product alpha-ketoglutarate-dependent dioxygenase alkB homolog 7, mitochondrial-like. The coding region runs from base 57 to 794 and encodes 245 amino acids. Lineage: Eukaryota; Metazoa; Mollusca; Bivalvia; Ostreida; Ostreidae. The transcript has 4 exons. Gene Ontology annotation, biological process: DNA damage response; fatty acid metabolic process. Gene Ontology annotation, cellular component: mitochondrial matrix. The record is from RefSeq and is a predicted model, not a curated record.
CACCGGAAACUCUAGUUUUGUUAUUUGUCUUUUUUUUUUUUUGUAAAAGUGGAAAAAUGCGUAAUUUAAGGCUCACGUUAAGUUUUCUAAGAAGAAUAGUAAAUCAGGGGCCCAUUUUGAAUACCAGGACAUCUCUGCCGAACCCUGACAUCCUUAGGAGUAUUUCAAAUAUAACCAAAUCUGAUAGAAAAAUACCUGCAUGGAUUGAUGCAAGUGACCCAAACACCUUGAGCGAUUUAACGGACAGUUUUAUUGUGUACAAUGACUUUAUUUCAGAAGAAGAAGAAACUUCUUUAAUGAAUGAACUAGAACCUUACAUGAGACGUCUAAGAUAUGAACGAGAUCACUGGGAUGAUGCUAUUCAUGGAUAUAGAGAAACAGAGAGAAGACAGUGGAAUGCUGAGAACAAUAGUAUUCUCAAAAGAGUGUCAGAUAUUGCCUUUCCUCCUCCUACUCCUAAGCUAGCCUAUGUUCACAUUUUAGACCUUGAAAAAUCAGGAGUAAUAAAACCUCAUAUUGAUGCAGUUAGGUUUUGUGGCAACACAAUAGCUGGUUUGUCACUUUUGUCAACAGCUGUGAUGAGACUCACACAUGAUGAAGAUGAAUCAAAACGAGCGGACAUAUUGCUUUCAAGAAGAUCAUUGUAUAUUAUGAGAGAUAAUUCAAGGUAUCUUUAUAAGCAUGCUGUACUUGGUGAGAACGAGUCUGUGUUUAAUGGACAGAAAAUUGAGAGAGACAGACGAGUUUCAGUGAUUAUGAGAAAUGAACCUGAUAAAAAUAUUUCAGAACGUUAAUCAGUAUGAUGGACAGUUAAAUAUUAUAACAUUCUAUAAUUUAUUCUAUGAUUUUUUCCUACUUGAAGUAAGCAGAUUGAAGAUUCCAGAUAUACAACAUGUAUUAUUUAUAAAUAAAUAUAUAUUUGUCUUAACGAUAAAUUCCAAACUUUGGGUUUGAAAUGAUGAAAUGUUUGCAAAUAAAAUGGAUUGUAUUACAAAAUUGGUUUUGAGUUUGUUCAUGUUAAUCAAUCCAA